This is a messenger RNA of Melanaphis sacchari, 3075 nucleotides long. RefSeq lists its product as uncharacterized. The record is from RefSeq and is a predicted model, not a curated record. The coding region runs from base 105 to 2990 and encodes 961 amino acids. NCBI's taxonomy places the organism in Eukaryota, Metazoa, Arthropoda, Insecta, Hemiptera, Aphididae. The transcript is spliced from 3 exons.
GUAUCAUUCGAAAAAUAAACUUUGUGCAAUCAAGUCUAUGUGAAUAGUGUUUAAUAUAGCAAAAAUUCUUUCAAGUUUAUUAGUAAAAAUAAAUUUGAAAAAAAAUGCAAACAAUGUUUAAAAUUUGCAAAUUAUAUUUGCUGUUAUGUCUUGGUUUAUCAAUCAAUGGCAGUCCAAUAUUAAAUGGAUUAAAAACAACUUCAUCUGACUAUCAACAAAGCAGUUUAUCAUUACAACAUGAAUCUUCAUUUCCUUCUAACCAAGAUUUUGGAAAUGCGGAAACCAAAUUUAACUUACAAACUGAUUCAGCAAUUGAACAAAGCUUGAAAAAUAUUCCAGGUAUUACCACAACAUAUAGAGAUCAAAAUGGGAAUCUUGUAACUCAGGUAAAAAAAGAAACUUUUAAUAAAGAAAAUGGCCACAGCUCUCAUGCAUUUGAAAUUCGAGAGAGUAAACAACAUCCAAAUGGAUAUACGAAAAGUUUCAAAAAAGAAUAUUCUUCAUCUAGCGUAACAGGACCUCAAACAACUACAUUUGUUCAAAAACCAUCUAACACAGAAAAAUAUUACAAUAGUGAACAACUAUUAAAUGGAGAAUCAAGUUCAUAUGGAUCUUUUCAAAAUUAUCAAGGACAAUCAAUACCUGCUAAUAUAGGAAAUAUAGGAAUCAAAUCAAAUUUUAAAUCAACAGUAGAUCAAAGUUUGACAAAUAUACCCGGAGUUACAUCAACAUUCAGAGACCAAAAUGGAAACAUUGUUACUCAGGUAAAAAAAGAAAUUGUUACCAAUAAUGAUGGACAAAAUGGUCAUGUAACAGAAUUCGAAGAAACAAAACAACUUCCAAAUGGAUAUUCAAAAAGUUUCAGAAAAGAAUAUUCAUCAUCUAGCGUAAAAGGACCUCAACCUACUACAUUUGUUCAAAAACCAUCAAACACAGAAAAAUAUUACAAUAGUGAACAACUAUCAAAUGGAGAAUCAAGUUUAUAUGGAUCUUUCCAAAAUUAUCAAGGACAAUCAAUACCUGCUAAUACAGGAAAUAUAGGAAUCAAAUCAAAUUUUAAAUCAACAGUAGAUCAAAGUUUGACAAAUAUACCUGGAGUUACAUCAACAUUCAGAGACCAGAAUGGAAACAUUGUUACUCAGGUAAAGAAAGAAAUUGUUACCAAUAAUGAUGGACAAAAUGGUCAUAUAACAGAAUUCGAAGAAACAAAACAACUUCCAAAUGGAUAUUCAAAAAGUUUCAGAAAAGAAUAUUCAUCAUCUAGUGUAGUUGGUAUUCAACCAACAUUAAUUAAGGCCAAUACAACUGAGAAAAAUAUAUAUUUACCUCAAAAAUUAACACAAGAAACAGAAAAAUUUAAUGGUUACAACACAUUUUUUAACAACCAAAAAUACGCAUUAAAUCCAAACAGCCCAAUUAAUUCUCAAGUAUUAAAUAAUAAUAACCAAUCAUUAGAAACCACUGGUUCGCUUAAAGGCAAUUCAUUAGGCCUUAAUACCAAAGAUCCAAUUAACUGUGAUGAGGGGAUAACUAGUACUUCAAAAAUAAAUCAAGGUUAUAAACAACAAACUAACACAAAUCUUUCCUCAGUCAGUCAACGAGUACCAGUUAAUAUCAAUCGAUUUUCAACACAGACACAAGAGGAAGUCGGUCAACAAUCACUUGAUUUACACGGAUAUUCAAAACCAUCACAAUUGGGACAACAGUCUGUAGACAUCAGUAACCUCUAUGAACCAAAAAAGCCAAGUAGUCAAAAGUUUGAAAAAAUUGAGUCAUUUUCUACACAAACACAAGAGGAAGUCGGUCAACAAUCACUUGAUUUACACGGAUAUUCAAAACCAUCACAUUUGGGACAACAGUCUGUAGACAUCGGUAACAUUUAUGAACCAAAAAAGCCAAGUAGUAAAAAGUUUGAAAAAAUUGAGUCAUUUUCUACACAAACACAAGAGGAAGUCGGUCAACAAUCACUUGAUUUACACGGAUAUUCAAAACCACCACAAUUGGGACAACAGUCUGUAGACAUCAGUAACCUCUAUGAACCAAAAAAGCCAAGUAGUCAAAAGUUUGAAAAAAUUGAGUCAUUUUCCACACAAACACAAGAGGAAGUCGGUCAACAAUCACUUGAUUUACACGGAUAUUCAAAACCAUCUCAAAUAGGACAACAGUCUGUAGACAUCGGUAACAUUUAUGAACCAAAAAAGCCAAGCAGUCAAAAGUUUGAAAAAAUUGAGUCAUUUUCCACACAAACACAAGAGGAAGUCGGCCAACAAUCAGUAGAUUUAUAUGGGUAUUCAAAACCAUCUCAAAUAGGACAACAGUCUGUAGACUUGAGAAAUGUGAAUACUAAUUAUCAAAAAUAUCAUGAUCAAGCAAUGAAAAGUCCAGAAUCUCAAGCUCAACAAACUAUUGAAUUUACAAGUGAUUCUGAAGGACAGAAACCAAGAUAUCAAAAACAAUAUGGAAAUGUAAACUUUCAAUCAUCCAAAUUGUCGUCACAUUCUGGACAAUUAUCAACUGGUAAAGAUGAACCUAUUAACUCUAAAUAUAAUAGUGUCUUCGAUAAAUUAGGUCAAUUGGAACAUGAAAUUCUUGGUGCAAAAAGCACAGUAAAUAUAAACACAGGAAAUUUACAAACUACUUAUUCAACUAACCAUGAAGUAAAAAGCAUGCCUGUACAAAUGAGUCAACAAGAAUCCCAUUUUUCAAAAACCAUAAAUGAAAACACACAAUACAUAGAACCAGAAUCUGAAAUAGCUUUUUCUAAAUCAUUUAAAAAAGAUUCAAAAUUAGUAACACAAGAUGCAAUAGAAAAUCAUACAUCAAAUAAUGAACACUUUUCAGAAAAUCUAACUACGCCAUCUUCGGUUUGGAAAAAAAUUGGAGAUAAAUUCAAAGGUACCAUUGAAAAUGCAAAAAACAAAGCCCAACAGUUAGCAUCUAACAUUAAUGAUAAAGUAGGAUUUUCAAGUAUAACUGGAAACCCAUGUUAAACAUUGCUAUUGUUUAAAGUUUUUAUAAAGAUUAGCCUUAAAAUGUAUUUUAAGUUUUUUUUUUUUUUUUUGUUAUGAUUACUAA